This is a messenger RNA of Salvelinus sp. IW2-2015, 3385 nucleotides long. RefSeq lists its product as uncharacterized. Gene Ontology annotation, biological process: regulation of DNA-templated transcription. Gene Ontology annotation, molecular function: RNA polymerase II cis-regulatory region sequence-specific DNA binding; DNA-binding transcription factor activity, RNA polymerase II-specific. The record is from RefSeq and is a predicted model, not a curated record. NCBI's taxonomy places the organism in Eukaryota, Metazoa, Chordata, Actinopteri, Salmoniformes, Salmonidae.
AAUGAGAUACGGGAAACGUAUUGCGUUUGCACUAGUGAUACUACGGUAGCAUCCAAGGGGUGUACACACAUGAUGCGUUGAUAGAGGUAGCUAGUUCUCUGUGUGAAUCAGUUGUGCGCUGACUUCUAUUUUAUAUUUUGGGGAUGUGGGGGAAAGAAUGAAAGAGGUCUUCCACCAAAACGGACGAAAUCAUGAACGGCGCCGUAUACAUUUCGUUUUUUCAAGGUCAGCUGGAAUCUGCACUAGAGCAAGUAGUGCAACUCGCAGUCCAGGAAAUAACCAAGACUGUUGGGUCAAGCUUGAAUUCUGUGUUAAUGAAAACGGCCGUCAAAGAACAAGAAAACCAACGACUUAAGUUAAAGCUUAAAUCACUGGAGUUUGAAUGUAAUGGGGUAGAAAAUGGAGCCGCGUUCAACGGUGGCAUGGAGGACAACGCGGCCACCGAUCGAACAAAGCCGGAGACACACACCCCCAGCCACAGCACAGAGCGCGGCGUGCACGCAAACACAGAAAGACUGGAUCAAAAAGGACGAGUAGUGGGUCAGCUAAAGAUGGUCAUGGAGCAUGUGCUGGAGUUUGCUGUGUGCGAGCUGACCAAAAUCGUGGAGGCCAGUUUCGAUGACCUGCUCCUGGAGAUGACCAAGAAAGAGCGGGAGCACAGCGCUCUGGAGGAGCAGUUACGCCGUGUGGCUCACCAGGAGAACGGGAAGGGUGGAGUGUCGAGGAGGUGUGGGUCGGAAAACAACACAGCAUUUCCCAGCGGCUCAGAGGACACUAGGCAGGAAUCCAGAAACGUCACAGUCAAAAUUGUCCGGGGACAAAGGGAGCAAACGGAGACAACAAAUGACAGUGACAAGCAGGCUGUCCUGACCGUAGCCCAGGACUGGGUCCCCAUCCUGGACAAGGUGUUUGGGCAGAAGUGGUGCAGCGACCUGUGGCAAAUCAAAGAGCUGGCUUCAGGGAAGGGGGGUGAGGAGAGGACCGGGGGAUCUGGGCUGGGGAUUGUGGGCUCCUUCCCCAGUCUGAACGCUCUGAUCCGUGAGAACCUGGAGCCCACCCCCACCAGCCCCCUGCAAGAACCCCAGUGGAUGCCUCUGGAGGACAUGGAGGUCCUCUCCUCGACCUUGGACACUCCGCAAGACCCUACUGCUACCAUAAGCACCACAGCCACAGUUGAGGAGUCCCUCAGGUCUCCGUCGAUGCUUCACCGGCUCCUCACACUCCCCGCUCAGCUCCUAGAGGAAGACGAGAACACCAUGGAAACCAUCGCCCUGCUCCCCGACGCUUCACCUGGCAGAGCAGCUGUGCGACGGCAAAACACAGAAUCGCCUAACCAGAGCUGCCCAUCUCCUCCCAAGAAAAAGGUUGCUGUUUCACAGGAGGAUGAGGAGGAGGAGGAAGACGAAGAGAAGGAUGACAAAGGGACAACGACGCUGGACUCAAAGGUGAAGACCGUGCCUCUCAAAGGCAGGAAGGGUUACGAGUGUAAAGUAUGCGGCAAGAAGUUCAGCCGAGCGCCGCUCCUGAAAACUCACCAGCAGACUCAUAUCAGCACAGCACUGGCGACAGCAAUCUGCUGUUCCGAGUGCGGGAAACGCUUCCAUCAGGCAUCCCGGCUACAGGCGCACUUACGAACACACACUGGGAAAAAGUCUUGAGCAGGUGGAAAAGGGAAUUGGACGAUUGAAGCAAAAAAAAAAAAAAAGGAGAAUUGGAAUCAAAGUCGAUCUUCAGUCCAUAUCUCACAUAGCCAUAUCAGUAGCAGGAUGGUCACCGGUACUCGAGUUCAUACAUGAGUUGACUUUUAAGUACCUUAAGUCUGGAAUCGGAGGCAUUUUUUCCAGGUACAGUUUUGCUGACUGCUGUUUCUUAAUUGUUACCACCAUUUUGAUUUCUUACAUGUGGCGACAAGGUAAAUACUUUGUAAUAAUUUGGGAUUGGAUCUCGCUGGUAGUUGUGGUUAGUAUGUAUCGCCAUUGUACAUUCUCUAUAGCAUGGGACAGUGGCGCUCACAACAAACAAUGAAGUUACAUUUUUAAGUGAUCUUUUUACUUUUCUCUAUAUACUUUUCUACAUUUUUGGAAUAUCAAACUGGUCUCUUUGUGCUUUAUUAUUUCACAUCAAGGUUAUUUGCUAUACCGGAGGCCAUAAUCUUGGCUUUUGUGGACUGCAACUUCAAUAAACAUUACACUGAUUUGUGAGAAUUGUAUCUUUCAGUGGCAGAAGCGUUGUCUCAUCUUUUUCCCGGUGCUACAAGCAGUGACUCAAUUUCAAAGGGCGUAUGUGCCCAGGGUAAAGGGGGAGAGAGACGGACUGCUGGAGUCGAUAGCAGAGGUAAUACCUUUGUUUUGCUUAUCUCUGAAUGUGAAUCUCUGUGCAGGUGGAAAGAACCUGGUAUCUCUUUACCUUCUUCAUGCAAUUCACUAUUUACAGUCCUCACUUGACAGUAUUUGUAUUUUUUCACUCAACAUAAAUACCUCCUUUAAACAGUCAAAUAAUAUAAGUUUGAUAAAGGUAUUGUUACAUUGGUAGCCCUUAGUUUUUUUUUAAAGAACCACAGAUUCCGAACAAUUCAGAACAUCGUGCAAUUUACUCCUGAAUCACAAGCCUGCAGACCUCUAGUUGAUGACUUGCACAAGCUGUGUGACUGAAGUGGCACAGUGGUCCCUCUUGGGCUUUUCUACAUCCUAUCCAUGUCUGCCCUGGAAGGACCAUUCCUGACAAGUCUACGAAGAUAAAGUGAGGGAAAGAAUGGAAUCUCGCCCUCGUGCUGAUUGUGCAGGCUGGGUUUUCAAGUGUCAUGGGAAGUAGAGAAAUACCACAUUGAUAAAACACACUUUUUGGUUUGUUUUAUUUGUCAUGUUUGACCUCCGGAUGAGUCAAAUGCAUGUGGAGCAUCUGAUUGGACAUCAGGAAUAUUGUUUCUGCUCAUAUCGCCAUGCCUACUAGAAUACUUUGUUGGAACAUAAAAUAUUGAAGGGAGGGGCAUUCUAAUGGAUGGGUGGGGGGGUUGAGGGGCAGGGUUGUAUAGAUUUGAGACUUCCUGGUGUUUGCAGGAUUGCCCUUUGCUUUUCUACAGAUAUCUUGGGAGGCAAACACUGUUUAAGCCCCUCUGCCAGAUUCCUUAAGUAUCGUAGAGUCUUCCCAUUUUGAUUGUGCUUUGUCUCUUGUAGAUGCGUCUGCAGCUUGUAGUGCUGAACGAUAAGUGCUUUUUGAGGUCGGUUUAGUUUCGGUUCGGUAAAAAAAAAAAAAAAACUUUAAUAAAUGCAUUGUGGGUUGAAUGCUGUAACACAGAAAAACAAUUAAAGUCACAUGAUACUGCUUAUCACUUAUUAACCAUUUAUUUGCAUGACUUUAGUUUAAUAAAAUAUUUAAGUUGUGUAUA